CGACUUCGGCUCUCCCGCGGCGCGCCGCGUGCCUUCGCGCGUCGUCCCUGCGGCCAAUUGGAGGCUCGCUCGCCCUGGCCUGGCUCCCGAUUGGCGCGAUCGGCCGCCGCGACUCCGCUAAGGGCCUUCGUUGGCUUUCGGCCAAAGGUCACGUGACUCUACGCGCGCUUCCGGUUGCGUCAUCAAGACCCACCACGAGGGAUGUUACGCCGCGGCAGUUGCGCGCCGGACUCGGAGGUGGACGGAGGUGGGACUGAGCGCCGCAAGGCUGGCGCCGGAGCUCGAGGGUGACGAUACUUGGUGCUCCGACCUCUACUGGCUCCUCUCGACUGCGAGAAAUUUUAAGGUUAGGCCCCUUAGGGCCCACGUGCUCCUCCGAGAUAUCGGUGCCCGGGAAGUGCGGUGCUUCGUGAGUGCUGUGAUCGUUCGCGGAGGGUACGCUCCGAUCAAGUGGACCUCGUCUGGCUGCUCCGGUACCAGGAGUGCUGGCGUCCCAAUUGCCCCUGUGGAAGAGCUCGGGACGAAACCAGGAAGCGGACCAGACCAAUCGAAUCGGACCGGAAUUUCCAGAUAUAUCUUCCUUGCAACGCUGAAUUUUUCACCCUGUGAUGCGCCGCGUUCCUGUUUCUACGCAGAAUUGAAGGGAUGUUCAAACCGGAGUGAGUGAUUAUUUAGUGGUGCCGAGGAUUCCUGAAAACGGAAGAAAAAGACUCAAAACCUGCCUACGCAUGCCGGGGCUUUCGAUUCCGCGCCGAAGCCGGAAGUGGUCCCGGCGAGGCCUCUCGGUCGGGCCCCGCUCGUGAAGGCGCCCGGGCCCUAGGUGGCCCCAGGUCGACUCGGCCCCGGGCCCCGAGUACCCGAGGGCGACCCCGAUUUCCCCUGUGGCGCGUAGGUGGUGGGCUCCAGCGGCCCGCCCACCCCAUUGGUCAAGCUGGCGAGCGCCCUUACCGCCGGGAUGAACCCCCACCACCCGGGACACCCCGCAGCCUAUCCCCACCACCCGUCGCUGUCGAGCAGUCCCCACCACCCCGGGCCCGGCGGCGGGGCCCACCAUGGCUACGGCACUGCUAGCGGUGGGGGGACCACAACGACGCCCGACCUGCCCAGCCCCCACUCCCCGCCCCACGGGGCCCCCUCGGACUCGGGGGCCCCCUACGCGUCCUUACCGGGGGCCCAGGGGCUCGGCAGCAACGGGCACCACCACGGGGCCGGGGGCAUGAUGACCGAUCAUCCCCAUCACCCGGGACACCCUCAUCACCACCCCGGCCACCCCGCCUACCCGCCCGUCAAUCACAACAACAAUUGCACCAUCAAGCAAGAAGGUGGACCCCGCGGGCCGACGAGCGCAGAGCCGUGCGCCGGAUGUGGCGGGAGAAUAGUGGAAAGAUGGUUGCUACAUGCGCUGGACCGCUAUUGGCACAACAGCUGCCUAAAGUGUUCUUGUUGCGGGGCAACCUUGGCGGACAUCGGCCAGUCCUGCUUCACCAAGGCCGGCAUGAUCCUCUGCAAAAGCGACUACACGAGAAUGUUUGGCAACACAGGGGCGUGUGCGGGAUGUGGACAGACGAUACCGGCCAGUGAAUUUGUCAUGAGGGCGGGAGGUUCGGUCUUCCACCUUAAGUGCUUCGCCUGCAGCAAGUGCGGCGCUCAAUUAGUGCCCGGAGACAGGUACUGCUUGCUGUCGGGCGCCCCGGUGUGCGAGACGGACUGGCACAAAAUCGUGAAGUCGUCGAGCGUCACGGCGGCAGCAGCGGCGGGCAACGGCGGCGCCCCCGUCCGGAAGGGCAAGGUGGGUCGACCCAGAAGGAGUCGCGAAUGAGGCGGCAACCCGGUCGGUCGCCCGAAGAAGGUUCAGCCCUCGCCGCAACCGACGGCCGUCGUCGCUACGCCGAGCCUGCCGACGCAGGUCGACGUCGUGGACGUCGGCGUCGGAGGGGAGCCCUAUUCGCCGCCUCCGCCGGGUCAUCAGCACUAUCACCACCACCACCACCACCAUCACCAGACGAUGGGGGUGGUACAUUCGGGCCUGCCGGGCCAUUCCCACCACCACCAUCACCCGUCCUACCAGGAGUGGACAUCCUGGGGGGAUCCCUGCGACUGAGAGCUUCUGGCGACCCUAGGUCCGGGCCCUGUGUGCUGGGGGAAUCGGAUAGGCGCGAGAUAUCGUGGUGAGGGUAGGGACCUCUUCUGUCCUCUAGACUUGGGACCCGGGACAGGGUGAUGUCCGGUGAGACGGGGGUGCACCGGGUCCAGGACGUGAACUCCUCUGGACGGGUCGGACUUUGGGACUCUGGGUCUCUUGCCGUUGCUUCGGCGGUUUUCGGAUUUCCUGACGCGUUUAACGGUUCGGCCAGCGGAAGGGAGAUGGGAGAUUUGGGAUGGAAGGAGCUGGGGAGGGACCCCUCGAGGAAGGCCCUCGAGUCCGAAGACCGGGGUUUGGAUCGAGAUUCCCAAUCCCGGGUUGGGAUUGGAAACACGGAAGGGGUGUACUAUAGGCAAUAAUUAAUCUUGUCCGUUCGGUGAUGGUUCUUCGGCUUGGUACCGUGGGUUUGAGGUUCCGGCUCUGACAAGGGACGGUGGAAUCGCUAUUUGGAACCGAUUUCGAGGACCCGCGGUGACGAUGGGUUUUUCUUACCGGAGCUGGAGAGACUGUUCGAUAAAAUUGCUGGGCUUGCCGCGGGACCUCGACGGGGAAGUUCCGAAUGGAUGGCUUUGCCUUUCUUUGAGACCGAACCCCUAAACUUUCGAGAUCCUUGAACACAUUCCAAGUACGAGCUGAUUCCGAUUGUAGCUACUCUCAAAGUAGCCGGUACACGACAUAAUUCGAAAAGUUGCGGCCCGAUCAGAAAUACCUGACUACUCCGAUACACCGGAGCUAUGUCGUGCGCUAUCCUAAUCUCAAAUUGGAGAACUACUUUGAGUUUCUUUAAUGCCUCGCCUUAUGAUUCAUUUGCCUCGUGGUACCGAGCCGACGAACGCUGCAGUUGGGCCCUGCAAACUGCAGCUAUAAUUCUUUUGGAUCGGCUCAAUCGCAACGAAUGACGACGCGCGAUCACCAAUAAAUCAUUGCUCAAUGCAGGAGAAACGAGGGGACUCUCCUAAAUCCUCUUCCUUUACAUAUCCGUCUCCCUUUUUUUCCACCACUCCGAGAUCGGCGAUGCAAUUAAAUCGAGUAAAUAAAAUUGGGGUAUGGCAUCGAAAAAUGUGGAAACUUCCCUUGUCGAUCGUCGAGAGGUGAUUAAAGCCUCGAAGAACGGGAAGCAAAUCACCGGCUCGUUCGAUUCUUUUUCCCGGAAUUUCUUAUAAGUGGACGCGCCUUGUCCAAGCCGUGGCCUCGGGCGACCAGGUGCGGAGACACGAAAUUGGGGUGCUCCGAUUACCAUUCCAAAUUGCUGGGCAGGUGUCGGGGCCUCGUGGUCUUGACCGCCUUAUGAAUAACGAAAUUGCUGCGAGAACUUUGAGAAUAGUCUACGUAGAGGCCGAAAUAGGAAGGCAAGGAGUCGAGAUUAACAUGCCAAUGAUCCGGAGGUGGUCGAUCAUUUUCCCGCAAAAAAAGCAAAUAAGCAUAACAAGAGGCGCGUUAACCCUUUCCGACCCCCGAAUUCCCUAAACGAGGCCGUUUCCCUAACGAGCGAUUCACAUGACAAAAGUGCCGGGAUUGUACGGUCUAGAGUGAAAAGGGAAAUUCUCUCUUAGGAAUUGCUUUCCUAACGGAGUUACUUGUUUGGCGAAUUAACAUUUAAGAAGGGUUCGAGUCGAUUAAUUCGUCCUCCCCAUUCAGGGGAUUAAAAUCCGCGCCGCUGGACGUACCGAUUGGCCAGGGGUAAGAUCGACUCAUAGAAAAUUAUUUUUCUUUCAAAAUUAUCAGGCCUUUGCGUCACAGGGCUCCUUGUACAGCGUCUAAGUUCAUUAGGCGUCCCUUGUCUCCGCGCCGUGUAGGCGCUAAUGGUACCCCCCACUCCGAGCGCCAGCCACGAGGCCACGCCCCCCGCUACCCCCACUCUGCCCACGUGACACUUUAACGUAGUCCACUUCCUACUUUCUUCUACUCUUCCUCCACCUUUCUAACGUUUUUUUAUUCAGACUCCCUUAAGGAAGCUGCUCCGAGGAGUUGAACGAAGCUCGGGAAGCGCGCUUCAUCCCCUCUCGGCCCUUUGGGGCGAAAUGAAAUCGCAGCCCUUCAUUUCCCCGAGGAUUAACGGGAUGUUCCCUUCGUUUCUCACCUCUUGUGUAUGCGCGACUACGGGCCCGAAUCCCUCCCUCUCCUUUUUACCUCGGAGGUCCUCUUUUCCAAAGGUGGACGAGAGAGGGAGGGGUGACAAAGGCGAAAGACGGCGGCUAAAUUCUACCCUAAAAGCAAUAAGGAGUGGUAAUAAGUUACUAGGGGUAGCGAGGUAGGCCUCCCGAGAGAGGACCCGACGUAAAGAGGUUUCCUGAGGACGGGACACAGGAAAGAGGAAUCGGUGGAGAGGACCCGACCGAAGAACCGCCGGGGGUGGCUCCGCAAACCACACCGAUCCAUGACUCAAAUAAAGCGAAUCCGAACAACCUCGGACAUAGGCGACAUAAUCAUGACAAUUGAUCUCGUAAGAUCGAUCCUUGACCCACAGGAAACUGAAAAUGCUGACUGCGAGGACGACCGCGUCGGUCCUUGGUCCGAAUUUCGCGUCCAUUCGGUACGCGAGGUCGAGGACACUUAAUAUGAGUGACAGGGUUUCGAGCAUCCGCAAUAAGUGUAUUAUAAAUGUAUAAUCUUUAAAGAACAAAGUACAUCACGAUAAUAUCAUCCUCUCUACCCGACCCCCGGGGCAUCGAGAAGCCCCCUCGCCUGUGAAGGUAGCCCUCGAUUCGGCCGACGAGAAAUUCACCUGUCCUCGUGUAUCAGAGAAAAGUCGAUUGAUUUUGAUUAACUCGAAGAGACCUUCCGUUUGUUCUGGGAAGGGGAAUUUCUACGAUUUAUUUCAACGCCACGUUCGGACAUUGAAUAUACCGGUUAGGGGGAACUCUUUCGCCGAGACGGGGGCUACCUUUGUUCGCAGUUGUUGGCGUCCUCGCGUGGCGGCGCUGCGAUCGGGCGAACGUCCCUCGACGCCCCGCGGCGGUCGUUCGAAGCUCAAUAAAAGAAUCUUGGAUGUAUGCUGUAUCAUAAGGGACAAAAUACCUGGAAAGGGAGGAAAUGACCGUUAUUCGUUUACUCGUUCCGUUCAUAGAGGACCUUCGUUUGAACCACUCUUUGCAUUACCGAAAGCGAGAGGAUUGCGAGCGCCAUUGACGGGACGCGCGUCCUCUUCGGCGGCAAGGAUGGCCACCGGAAGUUUUGCAAGAGCGGGGACUUCCUGCCGCCGAGAGGACGCCACGCGUCCGGUAGCGCGUGAGGGAGUGUAAUUUAAACCUUGUACAUAGGGUACAUUUUGUAUAUUGUUAAAAUUUGUGUGAUAUAAGUGGUUAUUCGCUAUUAAACGCUGGACGACGCGUGCGCGAUGGGGCGAGGCUGCGGCUGAGAACACGAGACGCCCUCACGAUGAGAAAUCCCCUUUCCUGCGUUACCCGGGACUGGGUAAAAUGACAUCUCCGAAAACCAUUGUUGGGACUUCUUAUUCCGAGAUAAAAGACGGCCAAAAUGCGCCGGACCGCCGCUCGUCCGGUUUCUCCGCGACGCCAUGCCGGUUGACUUAUCACCCGAGAGAUCACGAAUCUCGUCCUUAUCCUCUUUCUUGCUCCCUUUUUCUUGCGCGUAGCUCGCGUAACAAGUCAACCGGCUCGCCUUGUGCAAAGUGAGCUCGGCUCGUCAUGCAAAUAGUCAUGCGACACUUUGGAAAUAAUGGAAGUGCCCGGAAAAGGACAUCCUUUUGCGCUUCUGUCUGGACAUCAUCCUGACGCAGGAACAGGGGAGGAUUAAGGGCGCUUCGUGUCGAGUCGGACGGCGGUCUUUCGCGUUUAGUUAAUUUUGUUAAUUGAUUUCUCUCAAUCUCUAAUUACCGGGGAGGGGCGAGAACUCGAAGUCCCUCCCCGGGAUCUUGUAAUAUACUGCCACACGUAUACCACACCCACACACAACACACAGCUCCACACUGAUCGCGACACGCGGAGAGAGGUUAAGAGAGAGAGUGCGACCGCGCACACGGAUACACGUAUACAAGUCACUCACACGUUUAUUAAUUAAUAAAAGGAAGAAAAAUACAAGUUUUUAGAAAACCUC
Orussus abietinus is the source of this 6199-nucleotide messenger RNA. Its product is annotated as LIM/homeobox protein Lhx9. The record is from RefSeq and is a predicted model, not a curated record. The transcript has 5 exons. NCBI's taxonomy places the organism in Eukaryota, Metazoa, Arthropoda, Insecta, Hymenoptera, Orussidae. The coding region runs from base 956 to 1819 and encodes 287 amino acids.